CCAAUUGAUUGUCACAUGAAUUUCAAUUCAAUGACAGCUUAUAAUUGAUUAUCAGUUAUAAGUAAAUAAAAAACAUAUCAAACAAUAUUAUCGGUGAUUUGGCCACAAUUGGUGACAACAAUUACAUAUCGUGACCACCGAUGGAUGUAUCGGUGAACGGCAUAAAACUGGUGAAAGCUGUCUAUAAUUUUAAGCCCACAAACAAUGAUGAGCUGUGUUUCAACAAAGACGAUAUAAUCACAUUAACCCAAUGUCCGACCGGCGGCUGGUGGGAGGGAACUCUCAAUGACAUAACCGGUUGGUUUCCGGCAAACUAUGUCCAACCGGUGGCCACAACGGACGCCGAUAUGAGAAAUGGCGAAAGCAGUCAUCGCGGCAAUAGUGUGGCCAACAGUUGCGAUACCGAUGCGCAACAGUACAGACAAAUGGUAUUUCAAGACAUUGAAGAUACGGAGUCAGCGUAUGUUAGAGAUAUUAUGGACACAAUUAAUCGCUAUUUGAAACCAUUACAAACGUCACAAAUUUUACCCGAAAACGAGAUCAACUCAAUCAUACGUAUUGUACAAGAGAUCGGAUCAGUUCACCGACGCUUUCUGGUGGCACUCAAUGGUCUUAAUUCACAUCCUUAUAAAGACAUUCGCAUCGGUGGUGUGUUUCUUGAGUUUGCACCGCAAAUAAAGGCCGUCCAUCUGGACUACUGUGCAAAUCACGCAAAGUUUGUGUAUUCAAUUGAAAAAUAUAAAAAAGAGAUUUGUCACCUCUUAUCGACUAACAAUCCUUCUGAUGCCAGCGCCGGUAAUGUUCAGCUAACAGCUUGUUUGAGUGCAUCGUUUAGACGGAUUGAUAAAUAUCCGGCACUACUUCAAGAACUUCAAAGAUAUACUGAUGAAGGACAUGUCGAUAGAGGAGAUACUCAAAGGGCAGGAUUUGUAUACAGAGAGUUGUCGAUGGAAUGUCUUGAAUUAAGACGUCGAAAGGAGAUGGAACUGGAAGUCAUAUUAGGCAACAUCAAGAACUGGGAGGGACCGAAUAUUCAAAUGUUAGGUGAAAUUGUUCGCAUGGAUUCUGUUAGUAUACACAUUAUACCAGAAUAUUCUGAGAUGAAAAAAGAUCGAUAUUUAGUACUUUUCCCACAAAUACUUUUGGUGCUAUCGGUCAGCACCGAAAUGACAUCGUUUGUCUAUGAAGCAAAGUUGAAAUUGGAAGAAGCAAUCAUUAAGACUAACAGCGAAUUAAUUGAUUCGACAAAUAUCUUUGAGAUCACCACCAGUGAUGACAAGACAUCGAAACAAACUUUUAUAAUUCAAUGUCCAACUAUUGAUGACUCGAAAAGUUGGAUCGAGUUAUUGAAUAAGUAUAUCUUACACACACAAACAUUGAAACAAAGUUUUGCUGGUAAUACCAGUGCCGGUGCUAAACACAUACAUCACAGUUCGGAAAGCAUUGGUCAACGAUCGGGUAUACACUCGUCUAAUAGUGACAGUUCUUCAUCGUUUAAUAUUAUGGCCAAUGCAUCGCAACGCAGUGUCGUACAGACACCGCCAACACCGCGAAGCACUUAUUGGACAAAUAAAUGUCUAUUACCUUAUCCGCCAACUCGUAUGAAACCACACAGUGAUAAUGGCGCUGUUGUGGCCGAUAAAAAGUGCAAUUUGAGUGCAAAUGAUGAUAUGAUUAUGUUGCAGAUCAUUGAAAGCUAUUGCAAUAGAGGACAGUCACGACAAUCGUCAGACACACCUAACGUAUAUAUUGUCGAUGAAGAAAAGUUGACACAAAAUAAUGAUUUUAUACAACGAAAUGGAGAAACUAAUGAGAAUUCAUUGGUUAAUGAAUUGCGUCAAAUGAAAAUGGAAAUCAAGAGUUUGUCCGAUGCCUUGAAAGCCGAACGUCGCUCCCGAAGAAAAUUGAAGACAUUUGUGAUGUCGGCUCUAAUCAGUGCCAAAAAGUAG
Messenger RNA from Oppia nitens, 1949 nucleotides. RefSeq names its product rho guanine nucleotide exchange factor 7-like (gene RtGEF). Gene Ontology annotation, molecular function: guanyl-nucleotide exchange factor activity; protein binding. The transcript has 13 exons. The record is from RefSeq and is a predicted model, not a curated record. The coding region runs from base 141 to 1949 and encodes 602 amino acids. NCBI's taxonomy places the organism in Eukaryota, Metazoa, Arthropoda, Arachnida, Sarcoptiformes, Oppiidae.